Molecule: messenger RNA, 4040 nt
Organism: Struthio camelus australis
Lineage: Eukaryota; Metazoa; Chordata; Aves; Struthioniformes; Struthionidae
Gene: PPP4R1
Product: protein phosphatase 4 regulatory subunit 1
Biological process (GO): protein dephosphorylation
Molecular function (GO): protein phosphatase regulator activity; protein binding
Source: RefSeq, a predicted model, not a curated record
UUUUAUUGUUGCUGCCGUGGAUUUCCCAUUGCAGAAUAUCACGAUGCAGAAUGACAUCAUCUCUUGCAGAAAAUGAGAUGAAAAAUAAUGUGUUUACAACAUUGAAGGGCUGAGAAGGCUGCUUAUGUUCUAAAGAAAUCUGAAUGCAGGGUGAAUUUAUUCUUUCGUAACAUAGAGGAUGGUAAUUUAGAACAAAACUUGCUGCUAUUAUGUUGGGAUACGAAAUCAAAUGUUUGCACUCGUAGAGCUACUAUUUUCAUUUUAGAAUUAAACUGAAAAAUUCCUUGCUCGAGCAGCAAAACAAAAAUAGGUCCUUUCUGCAUUGGAGUGCUGUAUUAACCUGGACGUCCUUAUUGCAGCAGUCAUUGUAGAGUGUAACAAAUAGCCUAUGCUGCAGUUGAAUAAAAACUAGUCCUAAAACGGACUACUUUUUAUUCGGACUUACCUGUAGCAAUUGUUGUAGAGAUUUCUUAAUACGUCUUGAGAAUGCUUUGGAAAUGCAGAAGAUAAAAUGAGGGAACUUAAUGCUAGGUGGAGAUCUUGAAUCUUUAAAGUUAUUUGUUGCUUGAUUUUGAUAAAUGAAAAAUUGCUCAUUAAAAUGAAUGCCACGGAGCCCGUAACAGAUACAGAAGAACUCAAAAAAGUGUAUGUCUAGCCUCGCUACCAAACAGUCUAUGGUGUGAGAGUCGCUCAUGUAUUAUUAAGCAAAAGAAAGAUUGUAAUUAUUUUUGCAAACGUGAUCUUGUGCUCCUUUGUGGCAAAGACGCAAUCUGAUCAAGCUUUUUUGAAAGAUACUGUAAAGAUGAGAUAUGUAGUAUAAAAAUUAGCUCACUUGAAAAUUGGCUUGUAGGCUGUCGUUUUUUAGGUAGCUUGAGUUUUAGAUGGACUUGUGCUUUGUUGCUGUAUGACUUCUCAACUGGGCUGGUCCCUCGUUGACUGAGUGCCUCUCUGCAUAGUCUGUCUCAGCAGAUGGCUGUAUGGUCCACGUUAGUUAAUAACGGUGGCAAGUCAUUGUUGCAUCUGUGCAAUAGAACACAGGAGAAUUUAAGGAGGGAUGCAUGUGUGUGAACAUAUUCUUGGUACCGUAUGGAACAGAUGCAAGAGAGAUGGGGAACCCUGAAGAACUUGUACUAAAAAUAGUCAAGACGGACAAAUGACCGAACAGGAAAACGAAGGUGCAGAGAGAAGAAAUGACCUGGCUUGUGAUCAAAGUUGGUGUGGAUGACUACAGCUCAGAGUCUGAUGUGAUUAUUAUACCUUCAGCCCUGGACUUUGUCUCACAAGAUGAAAUGUUGACGCCUUUGGGAAGACUGGACAAGUACGCUGCAAGUGAGAACAUAUUUAACAGGCAAAUGGUGGCUCGAAGUUUGCUCGACACUUUGAAGGAAGUCAGUGAUGAUGAGAGAGAUUGUAUUGCUGUGUUGGAGAGAAUCAGCAGACUAGCUGAUGAUUCAGAGCCAACAGUGCGGGCAGAAUUGAUGGAACAGGUGCCUCAUAUUGCUAUGUUUUGUCAAGAAAAUAGACCUUCAAUCCCGUACGCUUUUUCCAAGUACUUACUGCCUAUUGUAGUACGGUACCUUGCAGACCAGAAUAACCAGGUAAGAAAAACAAGCCAGGCAGCAUUGCUAGUUCUACUGGAGCAAGAACUCAUAGAGAGAUACGAUGUGGAGACCAAAGUAUGUCCUGUUCUGAUAGAACUGACAGCUCCAGACAGUAAUGAUGAUGUGAAGACAGAAGCUGUGGCUAUAAUGUGCAAAAUGGCCUCCAUGGUGGGAAAGGACAUCACGGAAAGACUUGUUCUUCCUAGAUUUUGUGAGAUGUGCUGUGACUGCAGAAUGUUUCAUGUUCGUAAGGUAUGUGCAGCCAAUUUUGGAGAUAUCUGCAGUGUGGUUGGGCAGCAAGCCACUGAAGAAAUGCUGCUGCCAAGGUUUUUUCAGCUCUGUUCUGAUAAUGUGUGGGGAGUUCGGAAAGCCUGUGCUGAAUGCUUCAUGGCAGUUUCUUGUGCAACAUCGCAAGAAGUCCGGCGGACAAAAUUGUCAACGCUUUUUAUUAAUUUAAUUAGCGAUCCUUCACGAUGGGUCCGUCAAGCUGCCUUUCAGUCUCUGGGGCCUUUCAUAUCAACUUUUGCUAACCCAUCCAGCAGUGGCCAGUAUUUUAAAGAAGAAGACGGUAAAAACCCAGAGGAUCAUGUUUCUGCACAGGAAAAUAGUGAACAGAUCAGGACUGCAGAGGAAGUCACAACAGAGGAUGAGCAUAAUAGGAUAGACGAUCUGUCUUCAUGUGUCAGUAAUGACGAAUUUGCACCAGAACUUGAAAAUGCCAUGGAAGAUCGGAAUGCAAUGUCAAAAAACUCCCAGAGGGAAAGUGAUUUCCAGACUGAGUCAUCUUUUCAUUGUACUUUGUCUUCAGAAUCUUGUGGGAAAAUGGCCGAUGAGAACAAGCGAAGUUGUCACCACUGUACAGCAGGACUGCGGGAAGCUGGGCUGAGUUCACAAGAAACCUCUCUUUCAGAGCAGGAGCUGUAUAACUCUUUCCAUUUCUGGAGGACUCCACUUCCUGAAAUAGAUAUUGACUUGGAGCUUCAGCAGACUUCGGAGAAAAUACUCAAUAGAGAGGUUCAGGAGCUCACUAUACCAGUGUCCCCAAACAUUCCCAUGGCAACAAGGAAAGAGUUGGAAGAAAUGAUAGAAAAUUUGGAGCCCCAUAUAGAUGAUCCAGAUGUUAAAGCACAAGUGGAGGUGUUGUCUGCUGCACUCAGAGCAUCCAGUUUGGAUCCUCAAGAAGAGACAACAGUCGGCAUUGGCAAGGGAACAGACUCGCAGAGUGAACUAAGCGUCAAAGACCAACAGAAUUUUAAACCUAUCCUGGGUGAUAUUGUGCCUUUAAUUGGUGACACUGUUGAGAAUAUGGAUUCCACUCUUCACUAUAUUCAUAAUGAUUCAGAUUUGAGCACCAAUAGUAGUUUCAGCCCUGAAGAAGAAAGAAAAUCCAAAGUACAGGAUGUUGUACCUCAAGCCUUGUUGGAUCAAUAUUUGUCAAUGACCGAUCCAUCUCGCGCACAAACAGUUGAUACUGAGAUUGCGAAGCACUGUGCCUACAGCCUACCAGGUGUGGCACUUACGUUGGGCAGACAGAAUUGGCACUGUUUGAAAGACACCUAUGAGACGCUGGCAUCUGACAUGCAGUGGAAAGUUCGGCGGACGUUAGCAUUUUCUAUACAUGAACUUGCUGUGAUCCUCGGAGACCAACUCACAGCUGGAGAUUUGGUUCCUGUCUUCAAUGGCUUUUUAAAAGACCUGGAUGAAGUCAGGAUAGGUGUGCUUAAACACUUGCAUGACUUUCUGAAGCUUCUUCAUCUUGACAAAAGACGAGAAUAUCUUUAUCAGCUCCAGGAAUUCCUAGUGACGGAUAACAGCAGGAACUGGCGUUUCCGUGCGGAGCUGGCUGAGCAGCUCAUCUUGCUUUUAGAGCUCUACAGUGCCAGAGACAUCUAUGACUACUUGCGGCCUAUUGCUUUCAGCCUGUGUGCAGACAAAGUGUCUUCUGUCCGUUGGAUUUCUUACAAGCUGGUUAGCGAAAUGGUAAAAAAGUUGUAUAUGGCUUCAACGUCAACUUUUGUGGUAGACCUCAUGGAUGAACUUGUUGAAAAGUUCUGUAGAUGCCGCAAAUGGUCCGGUCGGCAAACUUUUGUCUUUAUCUGCCAGACUAUCAGUGAAGAUGACUGCUUGCCCAUGGACCAGUUUGCAGUGCAUCUGUUGCCACACUUAUUGCACUUGGCAUCUGAUAGGGUUCCAAAUGUUCGAGUGCUGCUUGCAAAAACGUUAAAGCAAACCCUUUUAGAGAAAGAAUAUUUUCUAAAUUCUGCCAACUCUCAUCAAGAAGCUGUGGAGCAAACAAUUAUGGCGCUACAAAUGGAUGACGACAGUGAUGUCAAGUAUUUUGCAAGCAUACAUCCUGCCAGUACCAAAAUUGCAGAUGAUGCCAUGAGCACUGCUUCAUCAACUUACUAAAAAGUUCCUGAAUGUUGCUAUAAUUAAAAA